Glycine soja is the source of this 1096-nucleotide messenger RNA. RefSeq names its product two-component response regulator-like APRR5. Gene Ontology annotation, cellular component: nucleus. Gene Ontology annotation, biological process: regulation of flower development. Gene Ontology annotation, molecular function: protein binding. NCBI's taxonomy places the organism in Eukaryota, Viridiplantae, Streptophyta, Magnoliopsida, Fabales, Fabaceae. Bases 61 to 792 code for a protein of 243 amino acids. The transcript has 3 exons. The record is from RefSeq and is a predicted model, not a curated record.
UUUAUCUUCAUUCAUUCACUCAUUCCUCUUCCUACCAACUCCUUCCAUUUUUCAUUCACCAUGUAUGCAAAUUCCAGCACUGCAUCACCUUCCUCAUUCUUCCCCAAACUCACUGAACUCAACAAUUCUGAGACCAAUUACUAUUAUUACCACAACAAUAACAAUAACAAUAACAAUAGUAAUUGUAGCAGUGGCUAUAGCAGUUACGGUGGAUCACCCUCACCCACACCUCCUUCUGUGCCCAUUCCCAACUUGAUGCAGAGGAGUGUUAGCUCCCAUUCCUUCCACUGCAACAACAAUGCCACCCAUCAUCCCUUUUCUGCUCUCUUUGCUCAGCUGCUCGACUCCGACGACUCUCCCGUCAGAAGAGUUUGCAGUACUGGUGAUCUCCAGAGGAUCAAUGGAAUGCAACAUAAUCAUCACUCGGAUAGUCCGUUAUCAAGCGAAAGUAGUAUGAUCAUAGAAGGAAUGAGCAGAGCCUGUCGAUAUAGCCCGGAGGAGAAGAAGGUCAGAAUUGAGAGAUACAGAAGCAAGAGGAGCCAGAGGAACUUCAACAAGAAAAUUAAGUAUGCUUGCAGGAAGACAUUGGCAGACAGCAGGCCACGCAUUAGAGGACGGUUUGCGAGGAAUGACGAAAUUGACAAGAACACUACAAUUCAAUGGAGCCAAAUUGGUGCUGGAGAGGAUGAGGAUGAAGAAGAUGAGAAUUGGAUCACUAUGUUAGAUUCCAUAGUUGCUGCAAAUUUUGCUCAAGAGUCUCAAGGAAGUUCCUCCUUUGGUUUAUUCUAUUAGAAUAAUUUCAUGUUCUAUAAGCCUAGUUCUUGUUCAGUUUGUUUUCCAUGUUCAAAGUAUUGUGGUGCACGUUUUUAUUUAGUUUAGAUCAAACUAGUAAUGUAAAUAUAGUUAUUUGAGUCGUCUAUGCAUAAUGCAGUUAUUAGACCUUUUAAUCUAGGGUGAUGUUUUUGAGUGCCCUGUAACUUUUUUAUAGGAUUCAGGAGCAAUGAAUUAUUGGAUGAAAACUUUGGCAAUAGUUGUACUUGUGGUUAAAGUCUACAGGAUGUAUUCUUAGUUUUUAUAACAUAUCCCUUUUGUUGAA